AUGUCCUCCGAUGCAGCAGCUUUACCCUCUCCUCCAGACUUCGCACCGUGGGAGAACGCCCCUCGCCGUCCUCAUUCUCUCGGUGGCAUGCAUCCGGGCGGGAGGUCAACCGCCGGACUAGGAUCGUACCAGGCCUACAGCUAUGGCCCCUCCCCGGGAUCUCAACCAGCACGUUUUCCCAACCUGAAGGAUCUCCAAGAUGAAGCGGCAGCUCUUGAUAUGAGCGAAGAUACAUCGAUCAUUAACCUGGACUCCAUGCAGCUUAGCAUUCUACUGGAGCGGGCGCAAGUGGCUAUAGAUCGAGCCCGUGAGCUCGCCAAUACCGAGCAAGUGGAUAGAGCUUAUGUGCAAUAUCUGCGUGCCUCCGAGAUUACGAUCAAUAUCAUACCUAAUCACCCCGACUACCGAGUGACUGCCAGCCAGCGUCCAGGAUGGUACAAACGAUUCAGAGAUCUGAUGAUGGCUGUGCGAAUGAAGCAAGGGACAAUGGACGACAUCAAACAACAGAUAUUAGAGAACAAUUUGUUGAGCAAUGUCCAGCCUGCGGGGCCCCCCCGUCAAACUCCCCACGACCAAGGUCACAGGUCUUAUCCCCUGGACUUUUGCAGACUCCUGGAUCAAGAGGCCGCCCAACCGACGCUGGCAACAACGGACUGCGAAUGCCUAGCCCCUCGCAGUUCCAACAAUCGGCCGAAUCAAAUGGGAAAUUGA
Molecule: messenger RNA, 711 nt
Organism: Aspergillus sclerotioniger CBS 115572
Lineage: Eukaryota; Fungi; Ascomycota; Eurotiomycetes; Eurotiales; Aspergillaceae
Exons: 3
Coding region: 1-711 (236 amino acids)
Source: RefSeq, a predicted model, not a curated record